Molecule: messenger RNA, 3624 nt
Organism: Tilletiaria anomala UBC 951
Lineage: Eukaryota; Fungi; Basidiomycota; Exobasidiomycetes; Georgefischeriales; Tilletiariaceae
Exons: 2
Coding region: 1-3624 (1207 amino acids)
Source: RefSeq, a predicted model, not a curated record
AUGCCCAUGCGCCAUCCGCAGCUAGGUCUGACACCUGGCGAUCCCGAUUCCCGUCGCUCGUUCGAUUCUCAGAUCUCGUCAACUGGCUCACAACUUCACCUGUCGCAGCAACAGCGACCGGGUCACAAUGGCCGCGUGCCGCUAUCACAUACCCACUCUGCCAGACCGCCCAGCAGCCUCAUUGCAGGCAGAAGACCAGCAUCUUUAGUGAUUCCGAACACGCACAAACAGAGUAUGUCCGGAAACGUAUCUUUCCCUCCGCCGCAAAACGACACCUUAUCGAAUGGCCCACCGCAAUGCCUGACGCCCUGCCAAAGGGGCACAGUGUCCUUGUCGUCGCCAGCAACUGGUGGCGGUGCGCCUUUCGCAUCGUCGAGCUCGACACAAAGGCCUGCGCCGCUCUUGGGUCCCCUUUCGCAGCCUUAUUUCUCUUCGGUGGGUGAUGUCCCCGUCGCGCCUCCGUCGAACACGAGUUUCAGGUCGCCAGCGAGCGGCGCUGCCCGCGGUAACGUCAAAGGUAGUGGCACUGCCUUUGACCUGCCGAGGCCGCUAUCGAUGCAACAGCCUGGGUCCGGUGGCACGCCUCAGUCCUGGAUGCAUCCACAACAGUCGCCUUUUUCGUGGGGCCUCUCACCGCAAGCCAACAGCCCUUUCUUCCAACAUCAGCAACGACAGCCACUCUUACCGCCGCCGCCACAUCCACAGCCCGGGCCGUCCGCAAGCUGGUCUGGUGCGAUGAAUGCGCCGCACGGCGCUCCCGGCCAUCUGGAGUGGGACUGUGCACAAUGUGCGGCCCUGAUAGAGAGCGUGUACGCUGCGUCGCGCGAGACUGCUGAGGAAGAAAUGCGCCGACGGUCUGAGCUCGAGGCUAAGCGACAGCAGCAGGCGAGCCGAGAAGAGGAAGAGCUGCAGCGCGCUUUGCGCGAAUCGUUGGCGCUUGAUGCCGAGCAGCGCAGGCGCAAGGAGGAGGCUGGCGCAGAGCGCGUAGCGCUCGAGGAGAGCUUGCGCACCGCGUUGCAAGAGCAGGAGACCGAGUCGCUGCGGCGCGAGGCCGAGGUACAGACGACCGCUGCGGCGCUCGCGCGCAGCCGUGAGCAGGCGUCGGAUGACGCGCGCAGACGGCGCUCGCGCGAGGAGCUCGAGCAGGCCAUCGAGGCGCGCGUCAUGGGGGAGAGCAAGCGCGAGCAGGAGCUCGAGUGGCACAGGCGCGAGGAAGAAGAGCGCAUGUUUUUGCAAGCUCUUAAGGACGAGAGCCAAGGGCAGGCGAGCGUAUGGGAACGUAUGCAACGCGACGAUGCGUUCAAACCGGCGUUCGAUGCGCAUCGCCGCCACUCCAUGAAAAUAGGAAGGAAGAGUGGCAGGCAUGGAAACGCCACCGGCACUGACAGUGGAAGCCAAAGUGGCACCACAAGUGGGGGUGGGAGCAGCAUAGGACAGCAGGGACAUGGACCGCUGUCGCGUGAACCGGAAGUGGGAGCAGAGCCCCUGGAUGAGCUGGCGUCGCCAAGUAUGCCGAGCGCUUCUGACCUGACGCUUGGCAGCAGUGGCCCUGCGACGCCUGGAGACCUGGGAAUCGCGCUGAACCCCUUCACGGACGCAGCCGAAGCGCCUCCGCUCUACGAAGACGUCACGCCUUCUCCGUCAUCGCUGCACUCGGCGCUAGGUGUCGUUUCUGAUUCUACAGCGGCCUCGAUAGCCUUGGCUGCUCCUGAACGACCGCCGUUGAGCUCUAGGUCCUCGGAGCCUAGGCCCUUAGCUUCCAUGUUUGCAGUGCUGAGUGUGAGCCCAGGGCCUUCGCUAUCAUCUUCACCAUCAACGCUCCACAGACAUUUGCCGCAAUCUACGCCACACCCGCACUCGCAAGCGCAAGCGGAAAUAUCGCCAUUACCCUCGUCGAUGCCGCAAAUCCCGCCGAAACUACCUGCAAUGCGGCAAAGCUUGAAUGGCAUGCACAGUCGUCCGCUGCCGCGCAUCCCGCAGAGUCUUGUCCCUGCAUUGUCAGUGGCGCUCUCCCCUGCGGCUGUGUCGUUGCAACAUGCCGAGCUCGACAGCUUCGAAAGAAUCAUCGGUGACAGAGACCCCUUGCCCACCCCACCACCGCCCGUGCCCCCGCCCCCGCCGCUCCCCCUUUCCAUGCCGCGUUUGCGCUCGGAAUCGAUGCCGUCCGCUCCGGUGGCGCAGGCUGCGACCCUGCAAGCCCGCAAUUUGUCGCCCCUGCCAAGCGUGCGAACAACUGCGAUAGAAGAUUUGGAUUCGGACGAAGAGGAAAACAGGGCCCUGUCGUCGCGCCAGUCGCAGAGCACAUGUAGCCGCAGCGCAUCCAUCGUCUCGGGCGCCAGUGGGCAGUACAAUGGCAACGCGGGCGCGAGCCUCUUGAGCUUGGCGUCGAACAUCGCCUUAGGCUCAGGAUCGCAUGGGCAAGAGCAAGGGUUGGAAGUGCAAUCCCUCGACACGAAGUUCUAUAUUCCGCGAGCACAUGUCGCGAGCCAGCAGAGUCUGCGCACCGUCGCCUCAGAGAUAUCGCACACUUCUAUAUCAAGGCCACAGAGCACGAGCUCCGCCGCCGGCAUUAGUGGUGCAUGUGCAUCUAUUCCUCGAUUCGAGCAGAAGACUCCCGAGAGUGUGGACUGGGGCUAUGCUAGCUCGCCCUUCGACACCAAACUUUACGCUUCACCGCAGUCGAUGACAGUGAGCGAAAGCAAGCAAUACUUCCCAACCGUUAUCACGCUCCGCGCCCAUGAUGGCAAUCCGGAUGCGAGGGCCGCUCGCGCUGCUCCUGCGCAAACGUACUACUUUGUCAUUCGCGCGCAGACUUGGAAGGCGCUUUUACGCGCUAUGGCUUGGUUUGGCAAUACGCGCAUUGAAGCGGGUCCGGAGGAAGUGGUGGAGGCUGCUACUAGCGCAGCAACAGCAGAAUCAAAAGCGGGACCAGGGGUGCAGGAAGCCCGGCCCCUCACUGAUGCAGGGGCAUGCAAGCUCAUGAUCGACCUCGAGUUCGUCACACCGCAGCGCUGGGACGUCUCUCUCGCUCCGAUUGUACCCGAAGGGACUCACGGUGUCCAAGGCAGCAAUGGAAACGACAAACCUGCCUUUGUGGCUGUAUGCCUCUCGCUUGUCCAGCAUCGCUCCGCCGAGGUGUCUAGCGUGCUCGCUUUCAAUAACCGCAAGCUCGACACCAUGUACCUGCAGCACGGCAGCGCACGCCGCGCCGUCAUCUUGCCACAACGUCCCCCGCCGCUGCCUAUCUCUGUUGUAGACCUCGCGCAGCGCAUGCACGGCGCCCAUGCAUUCAGCGCCGCAUGCCCGUCGAUCUCUAGCAGUUCCAACAUGGCUGCAUCGCCGAGAGACUUGCACAAUGCCAUCGAAAAGCACGACGUCAAGUUCUUCGGGAAGCGGCGCAAGGAGGCGGGCAACAAGGGUCAAGGCGGCUCCCGAGCGCAUCUGACGGUCAGCGACGAUCCGACCGGGAUGCACAUUGCUGCAACGGGCGCCGUCUCAGAGCGCACGGCGCUGGAGAGGAUGAAAGGAGCAGUGAAGAAGCUGGCGAAGAGGAGAGACGACCAUGAAUUGAACGAAGACCUGUCAACCUGGAUCACUCCGUUCGAUCUCUCAGAAUAUGGCUGA